Molecule: messenger RNA, 460 nt
Organism: Aspergillus costaricaensis CBS 115574
Lineage: Eukaryota; Fungi; Ascomycota; Eurotiomycetes; Eurotiales; Aspergillaceae
Exons: 1
Coding region: 69-389 (106 amino acids)
Source: RefSeq, a predicted model, not a curated record
CUAGAUAGCAGCCUAAUCUAAUACGCGAUUUAUGUACGGCCAACACAGUCAAGCCCUUUCCACCCACCAUGCCCCUCUCGAGACAGGUUCAAAGAAAACGCUCCGGCUUAUUCGUGACCUUAUUAUGGAAGUUUAUCUUCGCCUUGUGCAAGAUGCACUCGACUAGUACCGAAGCUCCAGGAACCGGAACAUCAGUUACAGCAUCCGAAGAUGCUGUCGCCGCGGCGUGUAAUGAGUUGAGCCCGAGGACUCGCCAGGUAUAUACGGGCAGGAUAGUUGCAGUAAUAGAGUCGCCGAUUGAAGUCAUCUUGGUACCUCAAGUCAUCGUAGGCACCCCUUUCGUAGAAGCAUUGCGUGUCUCUUGCACCACCGCAUCAAUAAGAUCGUAGAAGGAUUGCACAUUAGAAGCUGACAAGGUGUCCCAUCAUCAAAGACCCUAGUCAAUGGCAUGCAAUCCGAG